Messenger RNA from Schizophyllum commune H4-8, 1129 nucleotides. RefSeq lists its product as uncharacterized. The record is from RefSeq and is a predicted model, not a curated record. The transcript has a single exon. The annotation marks the transcript as partial. NCBI's taxonomy places the organism in Eukaryota, Fungi, Basidiomycota, Agaricomycetes, Agaricales, Schizophyllaceae.
UUCUACCACCAUCAUGGUCUAAGCGUUCGACAUGGUCGAAGACCGUCGGACGGGAAAUAGACACUGCAAAAGCGCACAGUAACGGUGUUCAAAGCACUGGAUGCGUGAGCAGUUACCCAUGAAUGUGAUCGGCAACUACACACGCUCGUCGGCGGCGUCCUCGCACUCGGGGAGGGGCUUCGAUCAGGGGCCGAUCUGCCCCCACGUCCAGCCUACGCCGCUGCAGCAACAUUGCUCGCAUUCCCACCCACUCGAUGGUACCCUCAGUGGGCCCCGCUGGAUGCUUUCCACUGAAGGACGUCCUGUACGACUGCGAGUGCAUCGGUGCCACCCCGCCCCUAUAACUCAAGGGGCAGCACUGCUGCAGCAGUACUUUCCCCUGGCGCUCCGAAUGUGCCGUCGUGCCGCCAAUCCCUCCCCCACUCUACAUUGCUGCCCGCGACGAGCACGCUCGGAGUGUCAUUCUCGAUGCUCCUGGGGCCCGCAUGAGCACGCGCAAUCAGCAUCUAUGCCGUCGGGCGUCCGCGGACACCGCGGAUGCUCGCGACAAGGGUGUUCGAGCAUUGCGAUGCGCAAGCGUUGCUCGCCGGAAUCAAUCACGCCCGAUCCUCGGCGACGUCGAGCGUGGGGGCUUCGAUCGGGGAUCGCGUCCGUGACGAGGAGAAUGUGUGGUGAAGGUGCCCAUAGCACGCCACCAGCUUCCCCCCCCCCCCCCCGCCCCUCUAUCAGUACGUAUGGCUGCCCGAGCCCUCUGGAGAUGCACGGUCUCCGUCCCUUCACACAGGCUCGAUCACGUACAGCCCAGCUGCCUGCGAAGAAACGUAGGGCUAUCCAAAAUUCAAUGUGCAUUAUUCCAUUCACCAUCACUGGUAUACCAACCCAUCCGUCAACGACCCAUCCUUGCCCAUCAAUUUUACAAGGACCUGCUGCAAGACAGCUCAACGGACAUCACCCCUCAUGCCUCCCGCGAUGCUGGUCGUUGGCGCUCAAGCGCGUCUGGAUGGCGCCUGCGUGGCUUUUGCGGAGAUGGCAUCGAACAAACGGCUGCAACUCCCGGGCUGACUCAAUCGCCCUGUCUAUGCGCUUCUGGGAAAAUGUCGCCGACGUCGACCCCUCUAUUUGCGGGUGC